AUCUCGCGUGGUACCGUCGCACCACUCUAUCUGAAACUACCUGGCAAAUCGGGAUCCAGGACCAAGGCUUGGGAGCUACCCCCCUGAGGAUAUCUUGGUCGCCUAACUAUAACGCUUCUAUUCGCUGUCGGAUGGGAGGCGCUUGUUGAGCGGAAGCUUGGCUGGGCGUAUGUGUGUGUUUUGUGCUAGCUGGAGGGACGCGGGUAGUCCGAAUUACCUAUCCUCGAAUCACGCUUUUGACAAAGCCUACUUAUAACCUCUUAGAUUUGAUUCUAUAUGUCAUAUUGUAGGUACCUAAGGUAGGCUUUUCUUCGGUGUGUACCGAGGCAGAGGUAAUUUAGAAUUUCUCCUUUAAUUUGUUUGCCCUACAAGAUGGCGGACGCAUCCAUCUCGUCUCCUACUUUUAUUUAACACCUGCCUUAGGUUAGGUGCCUAUAUCCAAGUAGGGAUAUUCAUCUUCUAUCGCCAUCUUAAGUCACUCAUUAUUCUUCAAUUCUUACUGAUAUAUUUUCAAUUUUUGAUCUCUGUGGAUCCAUAAAGUCCUUUAGGACAUUACAUACAUACCACUCACUCAUUUUCUUAGCUGGACUGAGUCACUACUUCUCUCAAAGUAUCGUCUUCGUCGUUUGAUAUUCGGGGUAUAUCUUAUCUUUUAUGCGAUCGCCAUCCGCCCGGAGCUGGUUGUAUAUUGUCUGCUUCUAUUUCUAACAAGCCAUCUUUCCUUGCCGGCAUUACUCUUCGAUAUGAAGUACUCUCCCUACUUUCUUGCGGCCGCAGCCGCUAUUCCUCUCACGGUGGUAGACGCACAUACCGUUUUUACAACUCUUUUCGUCAACGAUGUCUCACAAGGGGACGGCACUUGCGUCAGGAUGAAUAUGGAUCCCCAGCAUUGUACUGACCCCAUAGCUGGCUUGGAUAGCGAUGAUAUGGCUUGCGGUGUUGAUGGUGAGAAAGCUGUUGCUUUCACAUGCCCCGCACCGACAGGCGGGAAACUCACCUUCGAGUGGCGGACAUGGGCUGAUGCUGAGCAACCUGGAUCUAUAGAUAUUUCGCAUAAGGGGCCUUGUGCCGUAUAUGCUAAACAGGUGAAAGACAUGACAACGGACUCAGCUGCUGGUCCUGGUUGGAUUAAACUGUGGGAGGAAGGCUAUGAUGAGUCAAGCGGCAAGUGGUGCACAGAAAAAUUGAUCGAUAACAAUGGUCUGAUGUCCAUCGACAUUCCCGAGUCGCUUCCUAGUGGCUCGUGGCUAUUCAGGCCUGAACUCCUAGCCCUUCAUCAGGCAGAUAAGGGCGAUCCGCAGUUUUACACAGGAUGCGCACAGGUGUUUAUCAACAGUGGCAAUAAAGCAGCCCUAGAAGUGCCUGCGGAAUACAGCGUCAGUAUACCAGGUUACGUCGAAGCUGGUCAACCUGCGGUGACCUUCAACAUCUACCAGCCGCAAUUCCCGUACCCGAUGCCCGGACCCAAGGUCUAUAAGCCCACAGAGUCGAAAAGCGCGUCUACGUUUACCUUGGCCUCGACCUCAUCAAAGACCUCGAAACAGACCGAGGGCGAGAUCCCUUCGGACUAUCUCAUUAAGAACGCGAAUUGGGUAGGCGUGGAAGUAUCCUCGUACUCAACCGAGGACGGGUGCUGGAAAGCGUCCGAAGAGUGUUUCACUCAAGCUCAGAGCUGUUACGACUCGGCGCCCCCGACGGGGAGUGCCAACUGCCGAACUUGGGAGAGCAAAUGCGACGACAUCAGCGCUGCUUGUAGCGCAGGCGACUUCAAUGGCCCUCCGAAUAAGGAUCAGAAGCUCGAAGACGAAGAACCGGCGCCUCCCAAUGAUAUCCCGGAAGUCACAGAUGGCGAUAGCUCGAGGAAAAUGCGAGCACGCCGUGCUAGGGCAUUGAUUUCUAGGCUAUCUUGAAAAAGAAAAGAGGCCUGUUGGCUAGUAAUACUCACUCCGGACUUCUCCAGUCGAGAACCGCUGGCUGGGUUUCGAUGACAACAACAAUGUGGAUGUUUGUGGAGUGUCGUAAGGGGUUAGUUGGUUGGUCAGGGAGGGCUAAAUAAAAGAAUAAAAAUAUACGACGUAUAUAAAUAAGAGAUACCUAAGCAAGAAAAAAAAGAUUGUAUUUCUCUUGCUUCUGUUGCAAUAUGUGCAUGGACGGCGUAAACUCAUUCUCGAUGAUUGCGCUAUAUAAGAUAUUGC
Daldinia caldariorum is the source of this 2195-nucleotide messenger RNA. Its product is annotated as glycoside hydrolase family 61 protein. The record is from RefSeq and is a predicted model, not a curated record. The transcript is spliced from 4 exons. The coding region runs from base 744 to 1910 and encodes 388 amino acids. Lineage: Eukaryota; Fungi; Ascomycota; Sordariomycetes; Xylariales; Hypoxylaceae.